AUGGCUGCCCAGCUAGUGGCUGGUGACGGUGAAUGUGCUCUCUCUGGUUCUCCCGAGCUAAAUACAGCCAAGGCUAAGAAAGAACAACUUGAACAAUUUGUGGUCAAUGAUGCGGGCACUCAAGAAACAACCAUGUUUGGUCAAAAGGUCAAUAACUCGGACAGCUUAAAGGCUGGCAUCGACGGUCCUACUUUAUUGGAAGAUUUUAUGCUGCGUGAAAAAACAAUGAAGUUUGAUCAUGAAAGAAUCCCUGAACGUGUUGUUCAUGCCAGAGGUGUCGGUGUUCAUGGCUACUUUGAGUCUUAUGGCGACUACUCAAACAUCACAGCUGCUAGCUUUUUGAACAAGAAGGGUAAGCAAACCCCCAUCUUUGUUCGUUUCUCUACUGUGCUUGGUUCUCGUGGCUCUCCUGAUACUGCCCGUGAUGUUCGUGGUUUUGCUGUCCGCUUCUAUACAGACGAAGGCAACUUUGAUAUGGUUGCUAAUGCUAUUGCUCCCUUCUUUGUCAAUGAUGGUAUUAAGUUCUUAGAUCUCAUUCAUGCUGCCAAACCUCAACCUGAUAAAGAAGUGCCUCAAGCUGCUACUGCUCAUGAAACCGCAUAUGAUUUUUUUGCCGAGUUCCCCGAGUCAACACAUACACUUCUUUGGGUUCUUUCCGGUCGUGGCAUUCCUCGCUCUUUAAGACAGGUCGAAGGUUUUGGUGUUAACACUUUCAGACUGAUUACUGAAGAUGGUGUCUCUCGCUACGUUAAGUUCCUCUGGAAGCCUAAACAAGGCUUGGCCAAUCUUGCUUGGGACGAAGCUCAAAAACUGGCUGGUAAAGAUACUGAUUUCCACCGCAACGAUCUCUACCAAGCUAUUGAGCGAGGUGAUUAUCCUGAAUGGGACUGGGGUGUUCAAAUUGUCGAAGAAGCUGAUUUUGACAAGUUUAAUUAUUCUCUUUUGGAUGCUACCAAGAUCAUUCCUGAAUCUGAAGUCCCUUUCUUUCCUUUGGGCAAACUUGUCUUGAACCGUAACCCUGACAACUAUUUCGCUGAAACUGAACAAGUGACUUUCCACCUUGGACACAUCGUACGUGGUAUCGGCUUUACCAAUGAUCCCCUCUUGCACAGCCGUUUGUUCUCUUACCUUGAUACUCAACUGAACCGUAUGAACAGUGUGAAUUACAUGCAGUUGCCUAUCAAUCGUCCUCUUGUUCCUGUACACAACAACCAACGUGAUGGCUACAUGCAGACUCAAAUUCAUAAGGGUAAAGUAGCUUAUUCUCCCAACAAGAUCCAAGGCGACACACCUUCCAUGGUCCCUCCUGAUCAAGGAGGUUUUAUUGAACACCCUGAAAAGAUUGAUAAUGCACACAAGAUUCGUGGACGUUCUUCCAAGUUCUAUGAUUAUUAUUCUCAAGCCCAAUUGUUCUACAACUCCUUAACUGAACCUGAAAAGCAACAAGUGGUAGAUGCUGCUCGUUUCGAACUGGGUAAGUCCAAGGAUCUAGAUGUUCGUCAAAGAAUGGUCGACGUAUUAAACCAUGUCGAUAAUAAUCUUGCUCGUCGUGUUGCUUUGGGUCUUGGUAUCAGCCUUCCUUCAAAGAAGUAUGAAAACCAUGGUCAUACCUCCGUCGGCCUUUCGAUUGACAAGUACCCCAAGCCAGACAAUAUCAGAACCCGGACUGUUGCUAUUCUCACAGCACCUGGUACAAAGACACGCGAAGCCAAGGCCAUGUUUAAGUAUCUUCAAUCCAAGGGCGCUUAUCCCGAAUACAUUGGUAUUCAUUUAGGUGAUCAAAACGGUUUGAAUAUCACAGCUACUUAUUUGACGGGUAACUCUGUGUUGUACGAUGCUGUCUAUGUCCCUGGUGGCGAUAUUUCUAUGAUGAUGCUAAAAACACCUACUCCAUUCUUCCCUGUGGAUGAACCCAAGGUGUUUGUGAUGGAUGCUUUCCGCCAUGCAAAGCCUAUUGCUGCUACUACUGAAGGUAUUGAAUUGUUGAGAUAUGCAGGUAUUACACUUCCAGAAGGCGAUAGUGGUUUGCGUGAAAAGGAUGGUAUUAUUCUGGGUGAUUCUGAAAGUCAAAUCCAAAAGCCUUUUGAAGAAGCAUUAAAGAUCCAACGAUUCUGGUCUCGUUUACCUGUUGAUCCUGUGGUACGUAUAUAUAUGCAUAUAUUUCUUUUUGUUUGUUAUUAA
Gilbertella persicaria is the source of this 2181-nucleotide messenger RNA. RefSeq names its product catalase-like domain-containing protein. Gene Ontology annotation, cellular component: cytosol. The transcript is spliced from 2 exons. The record is from RefSeq and is a predicted model, not a curated record. Gene Ontology annotation, molecular function: heme binding; catalase activity. The coding region runs from base 1 to 2181 and encodes 726 amino acids. Gene Ontology annotation, biological process: response to oxidative stress; hydrogen peroxide catabolic process. NCBI's taxonomy places the organism in Eukaryota, Fungi, Mucoromycota, Mucoromycetes, Mucorales, Choanephoraceae.